GUUGUACUUUCCAGACAGACAAGAACGGCUGUGCUACUUUUAUUUUCAAGAUGUCAACUGUCCCACAACCAAACUUCCCCCCAAUUUUUUCCCGCUUUUUUUUGCUGCCAGAAGAUAAUCUGGUUCUCAGUGCCAAGGUGACAGAGGAUGGGACAGGAAUUUCACACUCACAAGGAAAAGCAGUAAAGAUUUCUUAUGUCAUUGGAAAGCUUUCUUUUAUUGACACACCCAAGAUUUAUGACCGGGGAUCAGUUGUGGAAGGAAAAGUUAAAGUGGUUCACUACAAUGAUACACCCAUUCCUGACACAGUGGUCUACCUGUUCAGUGGUGGCACGUGGUCAUUGCAUCUGACACAGAGCCUCACAACAGACAGUUAUGGUGUUGCCACUUUCUCAUUUAACACAUCGACUCUGAACGGGGACAUCACACUUAGAGCUCGUCUUACAAAAACGCCAGAGCACACAGACAGACACCCAUACUAUCAGGAGGCAGUUCACACCUUGUCCCUGAUCCGGCCACCUUCUCCUCAUUCUAUAACUGCCAGUUCUCUGGAGUUGAAGAAGAAGGACAAACCGCUUCGCUGUGAUAGAGAAGAGACCAUCUCCAUCCAAUACACUAUAGCUGGACAGAGCCAGAGCUCUGUGGAUGUGAUGUAUUUGAUUUUAUCCAGAGGGGCCAUUGUCAUGCAAGGAUUUAAAAAGGUUGAGCACAGUGAACAAGUGUCGGAGGGUGAGGUGUCCUUUGAGUUGAAAGUGUCUCCAGACAUUGCACCAGUUGUCCAGGUUGUGGCUUACGCCAUCCUCUCCAGUAAGACUGUGAUCGCCACCAGUGCUGACUUCUCCACUGAGAAAUGCUUCAGUCACAAGGCAUCUCUGGAGUUUUCUCCAUCCUCAGCUGUCCCAGGGGAGGAGACCACCCUGCAGGUGACGGCCCAGCCAGACUCUCUGUGUGGUGUGAGCGCUGUCGACCAGAGCGUCCUCAUCAAGGAGCCCGGGAAGACUCUGAAUGCAGACAAGAUAUUUGACCUGUUGCCUGUCAAGAAAGCACCCAGUGUUCCACAUGAGGUUGAAGAUCAUGUGCAAUGCAGCAGUUGGAGAGGAAUAGGAUCCAUGUUCUCUUCCCAAAGACAAAGAUGUAGACAUGACAAGAAAGAUCAUGCUUCUGAAAUUUUCCAGAGUUUGGGACUGAAGAUGGCAACAAAUGGGUUUUUUACAUCGUGUUACUGCCCACUGACCAUGCGCUACUCUGUUUCUAGGAACCACAAGAUGAAAACCUUUAGCAGAAGAUUACAUCUUCUGAAUUCUUCACCUGUUGCAGCCGCUCUCCCUGCUGGUCCUGCUCCUCUUGCUCCUCCUGCUCCUCCAAUAGAGACAGUUCGCACUUUCUUCCCUGAGACGUGGAUAUGGGACCUGGUGGAAGUUGGAGAGUCUGGAACGAAAAAUGUGUCCCUCACUGUCCCGGACACCAUCACCACCUGGGAGACGGAGGCUUUCUGUCUGUCCCCUCAGGGUUUUGGCUUGGCUCCUCGUAAAGAGAUCACCGUCUUCCAGCCUUUCUUCCUCGAGCUCAGCCUGCCCUACUCCAUCAUCCGAGGGGAGCAUUUUGAACUGAAGGCAACCAUCUUCAACUAUCUGUCCAGCUGCAUCAUGGUCACUGUGGCUCCAGACGCCUCCCUAGAUUACACCCUCAUCCCCCUGUCUGAUGACCAGUACACAUCCUGUUUGUGUGGAGGUGAGCGCAAAACCCUCAGCUGGACCAUGGUCCCCUCAGCCCUGGGGGUUGUGAAUGUGACGGUGCGUGCUGAGGCUGUGGCAUCCCAGACUUUAUGUAACAAUGAGAUUGUGAGCGUGCCAGACAGAGGUCGUAUUGACGUGGUCACACAGUCUCUCAUAGUAAAGGCUGAAGGAACUGAGAUGACAAACACCUACAACUGGCUGCUGUGUCCAAAAGGAGAAGCACUGACAGAGGAAGUAGACCUGCUGCUCCCUGAGAAUGUGAUCGUUGGAUCUGCCCGAGCUUCAGUAUCAGUGCUGGGUGACAUUUUGGGCCGAGCCAUGAAGAACCUGGAUGGGCUGCUGAAGAUGCCGUAUGGAUGUGGGGAGCAGAACAUGGUGCUCCUGGCCCCCAACAUCUACAUCCUCCAGUACCUGAGAAACUCACAGCAGCUGACCCCAGCCAUCAAGGAAAAGGCCACCAACUUCAUGACCAGUGGCUACCAAAGACAGCUGAACUACAAACAUUCUGAUGGUGCUUACAGUGCUUUUGGAUCAGGAGAGGGGAACACUUGGCUCACUGCUUUUGUUCUGAGAUCCUUUGUCAAAGCACAGUCCUUCAUCUACAUCGACCCGAGCAACACUGAACAGCCAAAGACUUGGCUGAUCAGCAAACAGCAAAAAAAUGGCUGUUUCCAAAAGUCAGGAAAACUCUUUCACAACAGAAUGAAGGGUGGUGUGUCUGAUGAAGUGACUCUCAGUGCUUAUGUCACUGCUGCUUUCUUGGAGAUGAAUAUGUCUGUAACGAAUCCUGUCAUGAGGAGGAGCUUAUCGUGUCUCAGGGAGUCUAUCAGUGACCUCAACAACACCUACACUACAGCUCUGCUGGCGUACGUCUUCACCCUGGCAGGAGACAUGGAGACCCGUGCUUACCUACUGAAGCACCUAGACACUGUUGCAAUACAAGAAGGAGGUUUCCUCCACUGGUCUCAGACAGCAGCAGAAACAUCAGCCUCUCUGGCUGUGGAGAUCAGCUCAUAUGUGCUGCUGGCCAAACUCAGUGCACCUCCUUCUGCUGAAGACCUGGGAUAUGCCACCCGAAUCGCCAGGUGGCUGACGGGUCAGCAGAACCAUUAUGGAGGCUUCUCCUCCACACAGGACACCGUGGUGGCUCUUCAGGCUCUGGCUCUCUACUCCACUGUGGUGUUCAGCCCAGAGGGUUCAAGCACAGUGACAGUCCAGUCUCCCAGUGGCCAGCUAACAUUUGAUGUGAAUCAGAACAAUCGACUGCUCUACCAGGAGGAGGCGCUGCAGGAUAUGACAGGAAAGCACAGCCUGGAGGUGGAGGGCACUGCAUGUGCUGCAGUACAGAUUUCUCUUCACUAUAACGUCCCAACUCCUACUGAUGUCACAACCUUCAGUGUUGAAGUCGAACCAGAGGCCGACUGCACCAGUGAAAGACCCAAAAUCACUCUGACACUAAAGUUCCUAUAUACUGGAAAGGAGACCACAACCAACAUGGUGAUCCUGGAUAUCAAAAUGCUGUCUGGAUUUGUCCCAGACCAAGAGUCUCUGAAGAAACUCAAAGGUGCCCUGCUGGUGGACCGUGUUGAACAAUCAGACGAUCAUGUUCUGGUGUACAUACAGGAGUUAACAAAGGACAUACCCAUCAACCUCAGCUUGGAGCUCAUACAGGAGGUUCUAGUGCAGAACCUGAAGCCAGCCGUGGUCAAGAUCUACGACUACUACCAGCCAAGUGACCAGGCUGAGACAGAAUACAUCUACCCUUGUGCUCCAGAAAACUUUUUGUGGGACCACAGUGAGAGGUGGGAGUUUGAAGAGUGAUGUGAGGUCUCCACUGAGAACUGUGACCCCCAUUGACUGCACCAUAAUUGAACAGGACUUGGACUUUAAGAUUUGAUUGAAGAUAAAUGUGACUGCAGAAACAUACUGAAUAUUCAUGUUUGUGUGUGCACAAACUUGAGAACACAGCUCACAUAAAAACCUGUUUCUUUCCUGA
Molecule: messenger RNA, 3732 nt
Organism: Epinephelus lanceolatus (giant grouper)
Lineage: Eukaryota; Metazoa; Chordata; Actinopteri; Perciformes; Serranidae
Source: RefSeq, a predicted model, not a curated record